AUGAGGAAAUUGAAGUAUCAUGAGCAGCGGCUGCUGCGGAAGGUGAAUUUCCUGCAAUGGAAGACCGAGAACAACGACAGAGAGCUGGAGGUCAUGCGAAGAUACCACAUCACCGAACGCGACGAUUACUCCAAGUACAACCAGCUAUGCGUGCGGUACAACCGGCUGUGCGGUAAAAUCACGAAGCUGGCAACGCUGCUCAAGAAACUGGAUCCCUCCGACGCAUUCCGCAUCGAAAUGACCGACCAGCUGCUCAACAAACUCUACAACAUGGGAGUCAUUCCCACAACGAAAAGCCUCAACCUUUGUGAUAAGCUCUCCGUCUCCUCGUUUUGCAGACGAAGGCUAGCAGUGGUGAUGGUGCGACUCAAGAUGGCAGAACACAUGAGAGAAGCAGUUUCGUUCGUGCAACAGGCUAGCAGUGGUGAUGGUGCAAAUCAGGAUCGCGGAACACAUAAGAGGAGCAGUUUCGUUCGUGCAGCAGGUGGGAAAGAUGUGUUUCUCUGGGUCUACAAGGGUAUGCCGGGGUGUACAGGGGUGUGCAGGCUAGCAGUGGUGAUGGUGCAAAUCAGGAUCGCGGAACACAUAAGAGAAGCAGUUUCGUUCGUGCAGCAGGUGGGGAGGGGUUGGGUGUGGCUGAGCAGGUCUGUUCAGGGCCAUGUGCGCAUCGGCCCAGAAGCCGAGAGGGACCCGGCGUUUCUGGGCCAUGUGCGCAUUGGUCCGGAAGCUGUGAGGGACCCGGCGUUUCUGGUGACAAGAGCAAUGGAGGACAUGCUGACAUGGGUGGACACGAGCAAGAUCAAGCACAAGCUUCGGCGAUCCGACCGGCUGCUGGCCGUCCGAUCCGCCGCUUGCAUCUUCCUCCAAAUCCCCUUGCCUUCCGGCAUCUCCCCCGCGGCGCCCGCAGUUCCACCCCAUUCUCUCCACGCCCUUCACCGGGUCGUACGCGAACUUUGCCACGUGGAAGGCAGCGGGCAGGCCAGAUUGAUCCAAUCCCGUCCCGUCCAAUGGGGUGUCGACAGGUGUCGCCCUAUUCCGACACCCCCCUCCUCCGCGUUUGCGCCAUUCCGCCGUUUGAUCCCUGAUCCGCGUGCGCCUGCGGGUAGCAAGCGCAGUUUUUCCGCCGCCACAUCUCCCCCGAUCCCGCCGAACUCCGCUCCGAGCGUUGGCGGAAGCAUUGGCGGAAGUACUGGCGGAGCGGGCGGGCGGAAGGGCGGGCGGGGAUUGGUGGGCGUGAUCACGGCUGCCGCCAUAGCGGGCGCGGCGGGAGGAGCGUAUUAUUGUGUCCACGUGGCAGAACAGGAUUCGCUGGCAGCGGCGGUGCGAGAGAGGGAGAGGGAGGGGGAGGUGGAGCGGGAACGGAUUGAGCAGCAGAGGGAGGAGAUGGGGAGGGAGUUGGAGGAAUGGAAGGAGGGGGAGGCGAGGAGACAGCAAGAGGAAGAAGAGGAGAUGGAGGCCAUAUCCGCCCUGCAAGCAGUGCUGCAGCAGCAGCUGGUGGCAGUGGCAGCAGCAGACGCAGGUUCAACCCAUUUACCCCUCUUCUCCUCCACUGCUUUGCUUCUACCCGUCUCUUCCUCUCCAUCCGCCCGUCCCUCCCUCCAGGCCAUAUCCACCCUGCAAGCAGUGCUGCAGCAGCAGCUGGUGGCAGUGGCAGCAGCAGACGCAGGUUCAACCCAUUUACCCCUCUUCUCCUCCACUGCUUUGCUUCUACCCGUCUCUUCCUCUCCAUCCGCCCGUCCCUCCCUCCAGGCCAUAUCCACCCUGCAAGCAGUGCUGCAGCAGCAGCUGGCGGCAGCGACAGCAGCAGACGCAGGUUCAACCCCUUUACCCCUCUUCUCCUCCACUCCUUUGCUUCUACCCGUCUCUUCCUCUCCAUCCGCCCGUCCCUCCCUCCAGGCCAUAUCCACCCUGCAAGCAGUGCUGCUGCAGCAACUGGCGGCAGCGACAGCAGCAGAGACAGAGGCGAAGGAAGCAGCAGAGGCACAUGGGGAGCAGACAGAGCUACUGAAAGUGGAGAUCUCUGCUCUGAAGGAUGUUUUCUUCCAUCGAUCUCAGGAGGACAGGCUGUCCUGGCAUGCGCACCGAGUCGCUCUGAUCUCUGCUCUGAGGGGUGUCUUUUUCGAACCAGCACAGGAGGAAAGGCUGUCCUGGCAUGUGCACAGAGUGGCUUUGGACCCUCUCGUCUCAUCCCUCCUGCCACGUGGCGACGACCCAUUGGUCGCUGCGAUCGCAGCCACCCUGCCCAAAUCCGCGCUGGCCAAUGGCGUGCUGACACGUCAGCAGCUGCAGGAAAGGCUGGAGGGGAUGAGGGCGAGGGUGUGCCAGCUGGCGAUGCUGCCGCCGGCCAAUGGGGGGGAGAGGGAGGACGUGGGAGGGGAAUCGGGAGGAGGAAAAGGAGGGAGAGGAGGAGGGGAGUUGGUUGAGCCAGGCCUAUUGUCGCAGGCGGUGGCAGCAGUUGCAGUCGCUCUAAAGUUCCCAGUUCCAACCACACCAGGGGAAGCACCGAGCCCUGAGCAAGCACUAUCAGAGGCAACCACUCUGUUGGUGGAGGGGCGAUUGGAGGAGGCAGCAGGGGCGAUGGAGAGGGGGGUGAAGGGGACACGGGCGGAGGGAGUGGUGAGGCAGUGGGGGGAGGAGGUGAGGGGAAGGGCGGCAGUGGAGCAGGCGGUUAGGGUGAUGCAGGCGCAUGCAGGGUGCAUGGCAGCAGAGCUUCGUAGCUCAGGGAAGUUUGAGAGCAGGAGAGGAGGUGAGGGAAGGGCGGCAGUGGAGCAGGCGGUCAGGGUGAUGCAGGCGCAUGCAGGGUGCAUGGCAGCAGAGCUUCGUAGUGCGGUUGUGAGUGGUGCGGUUGGAGGGAGUGGUGACGCAGUGGGGGGAGGAGGUGAGGGGAAGGGCAGCAGUGGAACAGGCAGUGAAGGUGAUGCAGGCGCAUGCAGGGUGCAUGGCAGCAGAGCUUCGUAG
Closterium sp. NIES-65 is the source of this 2958-nucleotide messenger RNA. The record is from the annotation of a GenBank genome assembly. Lineage: Eukaryota; Viridiplantae; Streptophyta; Zygnematophyceae; Desmidiales; Closteriaceae.